CAAUAUCAUUCGAAAACUUGCACGGUGAGCGAUACAGCGGAGGAGAAAGACAACGCAGCGAACAAAACACACAAUGGCGACGGCGGCGACAACGGCAGGCGGAACGGGCUCCGGUGGACCGGCCACCGGCCCGGUGGGCAGCGGAACCGCAGUGGGACGUAAAAAGGAUGGCGGUCCGUCCUCGAAAUUUUGGGAGAGUUCAGAAACGGUGUCCCAGUUUGAGACGGUGCGGCUGUGGAUCGGAAAGCACUACAAGAAGUAUGUCCAGAAUGACUCCCCCUCCAGUAAAUCCUUGGCGGGUCUGGUGGUCCAACUGCUGCAGUUCCAGGAGGAUGCAUUUGGACGCAGGGUCAACAAUCCUGCUCUUACAAAGCUACCUGCCAAGUGUUUCCUGGAUUUUAAGGCAGGGGGUGCCCUGUGUCACAUCUUGGGAUCAGUCUACAAGUUCAAGAGCGAGCAGGGGUGGCGCAGGUUUGACCUGCAGAAUCCUUCCAGGAUGGACAGGAACGUUGAAAUGUUCCUAAACGUGGAGAAGAAUUUGGUUCAGAAUAACUGCUUGACUCGACCCAUCGUCUUCCUGUCGCCAGACAUCGAGCAGAAACAAGCCAGUAAGCUCAAAGACAUCAUCAAAAGGCACCAGGGCUCUAUCACUGAUGAUAAGUCAAAGGCCACUCACCACAUUUAUCCCUCUCCAUCCCAACAGGAGGAAGAAGAGUGGCUUCGUCCUGUCAUGAGGAAAGACAAGCAGGUGCUGGUGCACUGGGGUCUCUCCCCAGACAGCUAUGAUACUUGGGUGUCAGCCAGCGAGGUGGACGGGGAUGUGGAGGACCCACCCAGCACUGACAGACCAUGGAAGGUCCAUGCCAAGUGGGUUUUAGACACUGAUGCCUUCAAUGAGUGGAUGAAUGAAGAAGACUACGAGGUGGAUGAGAACAAGAAGCCAGUCAGCUUCCGUCAGAAAAUCUUCCCCAAGGAGGAGGAGUCUUCCCGUACACCCGAUCGCAAGGAGCGCAAGGCCAACUCCACCGGCAAGAAGAGGAGGCGCUCGCCCUCGCCGCCCAGCACUCCCGCCGAAUCCCGCAAGAAGGGAGGAAAGAAGGGGAACCCUGGGCUUCACUGGAAGCGACGGGGCCACAGAGGUGAAGAGGAGGACACAGAGGAAGACAUGACCAAGGACAUGGACGACUCCUCAGCCGGUGCCAGCAUGGAGGAGGGCAGCAUGUCUAAGAAUUCAAAGAAAGACAAUGAGAAUACUCCAGUGAAAGGAGGAAAUGGAGACAUGGAUGACAUGGAGGAUGACUCUGUGCUGUCUGGUGGAAAGGAUGACGAGGAGCAGGGCAAAGCUGAAAUCAACCGACUGAUAGAUGCUGGCGAGGACAACGUGACUGAACAGACUCACCACAUCAUCAUCCCCAGCUACAGCGCUUGGUUCGACUACAACUGCAUCCAUGAGAUUGAGAGAAGAGCGCUGCCCGAAUUCUUCAACGGAAAGAACAAGUCCAAAACUCCUGAGAUAUACCUGGCCUACCGUAACUUCAUGAUCGACACUUAUCGGCUAAACCCUCAGGAGUACCUCACCUCCACCUCCUGUCGCCGGAACUUGACCGGGGAUGUUUGUGCUAUCAUGAGGGUUCAUGCGUUCUUGGAGCAGUGGGGUUUGGUGAACUACCAGGUUGACGCUGACAGUCGCCCGUUGCCCAUGGGCCCCCCACCCACACCUCACUUCACCGUUCUGGCUGACACACCAUCCGGCCUCAUGCCCCUGAACCACCGACCCCCGCCGAUUCCCCCUCCGCAGCAAAUGCCGGGCUUCAUAGACAAAAGCAAAGAGAAGUCCAUCGACUUGCAGAACUUCGGCCUUCGCACUGACUUCUACAACAGGAAAAACCCCAAGGGUAAAGCUCCCACCUCCACCAGGGAAUGGACCGAGCAGGAGACUCUACUGCUGCUGGAGGCGCUGGAGAUGUUCAAAGAUGACUGGAACAAAGUGUCUGAGCACAUAGGGUCACGCACUCAGGACGAGUGUAUCCUGCACUUCCUGCGGUUGCCCAUUGAGGAUCCAUACCUGGAGAACACUGAGACGACCCUGGGCCCCCUGGCCUACCAGCCUAUACCCUUCAGCCAGUCUGGAAACCCCGUCAUGAGCACUGUAGCCUUCCUGGCCUCUGUGGUCGACCCCAGAGUGGCAUCAGCUGCUGCCAGGGCAGCCUUAGAGGAGUUCUCCCGUGUGCGUGAGGAGGUGCCGGCUGAGCUGGUGGAGGCUCACGUGAAGAAAGUGCAGGAGGCGGCCAGGAGCACGGGGAAGGUGGACCCAGCGUUCGGCCUGGAGAGCAGUGGCAUCGCUGGUACCGCCCCAGAGGAGCCAGAGAAGACCGAAACCCCAGAGGCAGAGAAGAUGGACACGGACACAGACUCUCAGCAGGCCGAUAAGGCGGAGUCGAAGGACGAGGCGGAGAAACCCAGUGAGUCUGCAGAAAAGAGCAGCGACAAGACUGAGGCCGCAGACAAGGUGAAGAAGGAGGGAGGAGAGGCGUCAGAGCGCGAGGACGACAACGAAGAUGGAGUGGAGGCCAAGUCCUCUCCAGCAGACAAAGACAAGGAGGAUGCCAUGGAGACAUCGUCCUCGGAGCAGGAGAAGGAGAAGGAGGAGAAGGCAACUACGGAGGAGGGAGAGGAGAAGAGGAAGAAACUGGAGCAUGACAUUGAAGAGGGUAACAUUGCCACCGCGGCCGCUGCUGCCCUGGCAUCUGCUGCCACCAAGGCCAAGCAUCUGGCGGCGGUGGAGGAGAGAAAGAUCAAGUCCCUGGUGGCUCUGCUGGUGGAGACCCAGAUGAAGAAGCUGGAGAUCAAACUGAGGCACUUCGAGGAACUUGAGACCAUCAUGGACCGAGAGAAAGAGGCCUUGGAGCUUCAGCGGCAGCAGCUGCUCACCGAGCGUCAGGCCUUCCACAUGGAGCAGCUCAAAUACGCAGAGAUGAAGGCGAGGCAGCAGAUGGAGCAGCAAGCUGCCGCUGCAGCCGCCGCUGCCGCCCAUGCUCAAGGACAGGGUCAGGCCCCUGGAUCUGGACCCCACUCUGGAGCCCCUCCACCAGGCAUGCACCCUGGAGGGCCCCAGCCACACCACGGAGCACCAGUUCCCCACCACGGAGGGCCUCCACCCGGUGGUGCCAUGCACCCCGUUUACCCCCCGAUGGGUCACCACCCCAUGGCCCCUCACCACCCAGGACAGACAGGACCGAUGGGACCAGGACAGCCGAUCCCUGGACGCAUGAUGCCCGGCCCACCCUCAGCUGGCCCCCCUCCUGGCGGCAUGCCUCCCAUGAUGCCCCCACGCCACCCUGGAGCUCCCAACGGCAUGUAUCCCGGCCCACCACCUGCACAGCCUGAGGCGGUACCUCCAGUUCCUGUGGCUCCUCCGGCGGCUCCGAGUGCUCGAGUGCCUGACAACUAAGACUUACACAACACACACACAUACACACAACACACAUUCACACAAACACACACACACAUAAAACUAACUCUAUCUCUGAAGCUCAGCUCCCCUUUGUUUGAUGGCCUUUUCCCCUCCAAACUCAAAACUAUCAGAAAUGUCAUCACAGGAAACACACACACACACACACACACACACACACACACACACACACACAGACUUCCUCUCAGGGCACAGCGGCAAGGGUCGUGUAGUAAUAAACACUGUUUUCUGCUCUGUUGGGCCAGAUGGAAGCUGGAGAGAGUGACUGUGUACAGAAAACACAACACGUAAAAAAAAACCCUCCUCCCGUCUCACCUUUUUUCUCCCCCGAACCCGUUUGAAACGACACUGUAACCCCCCUCAGUUUCUUUUUAAAACACACACACACACACACAGGCACGCACAUGCACACAAACACACCUCCUCUUGUCUUGCGCCUCUUUCUCCAAACCAAACACUAGGGGGAGCUAGUGAGACUAGAGGGCAGGUCAGACAAGGGGUAGUGUGUGUGUUUCUGUGUGUGUGCUGCGAUUGAACACACACACGAGGCAAGCAGAUUAUUCAGAUGAUAUCAAUAAAACACACACACGCACACACAGAGGGGACCCAGCCUGCCCUCGCUCUUAUCUUGUCGAGUAUCUACCUCUCGCUCCUCUCUGAAUGAUACACUGUAGUUCUGUGUGUGCGUGUGUGUGAAUAUGUGAGUGUGUGUGUGUGUGUGUGUGUGUGUUCAAGAUGGAUGAUUAUUUUUUAUGGCCGUUCACUCUGACCACAGAAUAACCUAGAGGCUUCCAUGUAAUCAUUGCUUUGCAAUUUGAGACUUUUGCAUUAAUGUCUUUAUUUGACUCAAAGAAAUCCAACAGAGGUGAAACAAAUUGGAGAGAUGAGGCCAAAUUAAAACUUUAAACUCUUUAAGAAGACUCGUGUCUCUUACAGAAACAAAAAAAAAAAAAUAGACCCUGAAGUUUUAAAAAAUGUCUGAAGAGAUAUGUCUUCAUCCCUUGACCCUAACAACAGCAGCAGCCACUGGAAAUAAUGUGACAUUACAUGAUGGAAUGUUAAGACAAAAAAAAUGAAUUCAAAGAAAAAUACAUGUUCUUGUUUUUUUUACUGUGUUGUCAACAAAUCCCAUAAAAAGACCAAAACUAACAAUUAGUCUCCAAUUAAUUUAUGACUCCCCUGUGCUGUGGCUUUCAGCACCAAUCACAGGGAAAAUUAAAAUGUUUUAUUCUUUGACAGAUUUUCAAAAACUCAGUAA
Molecule: messenger RNA, 4730 nt
Organism: Acanthopagrus latus (yellowfin seabream)
Lineage: Eukaryota; Metazoa; Chordata; Actinopteri; Spariformes; Sparidae
Gene: smarcc1a
Product: SWI/SNF related, matrix associated, actin dependent regulator of chromatin, subfamily c, member 1a
Exons: 28
Coding region: 74-3451 (1125 amino acids)
Biological process (GO): positive regulation of DNA-templated transcription
Cellular component (GO): SWI/SNF complex; nBAF complex; npBAF complex
Molecular function (GO): nucleosomal DNA binding; histone binding
Source: RefSeq, a predicted model, not a curated record